AUCCCUGCACUUCGAAAUCAGAUUCAAUCUUCUGGGCAUGUUUUAGCCUCCCUCUUGGAGGUGGUCGGUAAAUGGUGGAUUGAUGAAAAUCAAUACGAUCCCUAUCCCCAACUCACUAUGCGAUCGAUUUUUUACUCGAAAUCUCAGAAAAAUGACCUUCAUUUACGAUUAAUGGCAUUUUUAUCAAGAUCUUUUGGGAGUGUCCAGGAAAACACCGGUGUAUAUACCGGCGUUGGCGGGUUAAAGCCGUUCACCGAGCAGGAAAAGGCUCUUUUCAAGGAAAAAUAUUCCGCAUCUCCCAAACGCUUUGAAAAUAUCCUUAAAGUGUUCCCCGAUAGAUCCAUAAACGAGCUAAUACAGUUCUACUAUGAAACAAAAAAGGUCGCCCUGCCUCCAUAUAAAAAAUGGUGGGCUUCUUCCAAAUCUUCAUCAACACAGAUUUCGCUAGUAAAUUCUCUUUCGGAAAGCAACUCGUCGCUUGCCAAUCAAGCAAAUAUGACAUCUAAUUCUGGAGUUAACGAUGCGCAAGGACGGUCUAUAUUUGGAAAGAAGAGAUUAUCCACAGAAAGUGGCAUUUCGGUUCCUCUGAACAAGCCCGCUUCGGCUGUUGAAAAAUUAAAGCCUGUAAAAUAUAACUUUUCCUGGCUGUCGGAAAGACCACUAUUGGCUUACAUCAAUGAAAAUGGAGAUCCUGUACAUAGUAAACGGAAUUAUCGAGCACGGAUUAUGCCUAUCGAAACUAGUAAAGUUACUUUGUGA
Mitosporidium daphniae is the source of this 759-nucleotide messenger RNA. RefSeq lists its product as uncharacterized. The annotation marks the transcript as partial. The transcript has 2 exons. Lineage: Eukaryota; Fungi; Microsporidia. The record is from RefSeq and is a predicted model, not a curated record.